Messenger RNA from Fusarium coffeatum, 891 nucleotides. RefSeq lists its product as uncharacterized. The coding region runs from base 1 to 891 and encodes 296 amino acids. Lineage: Eukaryota; Fungi; Ascomycota; Sordariomycetes; Hypocreales; Nectriaceae. The record is from RefSeq and is a predicted model, not a curated record. The transcript has 4 exons.
AUGAAACCAUCUAGCGAGUAUUGGCAAAAGACAGAUAGACUUUGUUGCGCGAACCCUACGUGCUGUGGCGCUCUGUUCUACCCGACGCUAAUAAGUGACACUCGCGCUGUCUCCUACUCCGAUACAGAUGCCCUGGUGUCUCUUCUUGAGUCCGAGCAGAUUGAUAUUGUGAUAUCAUGCCUGCCCAUUGAUGGUGAUGAAAGUGGACAAGCCCAGCUUAACCUCAUUGAGGCGGCGAACCUGUCGAGAUCAACGAAGCGUUUCUUGCCGAGUGAGUUCGGAACGGUCUAUCGCGAAGACAACAUUGCCCACAUCCCAUCUUACCACUGGAAGCUCAAAGCUGUUGAUGCCCUUGAAAAGACCGAACUAAAGUUUUCGCUUGUUUCAAUUGGUCUGUUCUUGGACUAUUGGGCUGCCCCUUGCAUUCCAACUCAUCUCCGUGCGGCAAAUAUCAUAAUCGACCCCGAAAACAAUGCUGCAGUAAUCCCUGGUGACGGAAACACUCCCAUGGUGCUCACUCACUCACAUGAUGCAGCCAAGUUUACCAUCGCAAUGCUUGACCUUCCACACUGGAAGCGCAGACACUCGAUUGUUGCAAAUCGAACGACUCUCAAUGAGGCCGUUAGACUGGCUGAAGAAAUUAAGGGUACCAAGUUUGACGUCAAGUACUUCUCUGUGGAAGAGAUGGAGAGGGGUGAGUUUGAUCUCACGCCCAGUAUGAAGAGGGUUUUGCCUGAGGAGAUGCAAGGAAGUCUGAGAAAUAUGCUGGCUUUGUCUGGAAUCGGGCUUGCUCGAGGAUCAAAUGAUCUCGAUGGAACCGAUGACCUGAGACUUGAGUUUCCAGACAUCAAGUGUCUUACAGUUAAGGAGGUUUGGGAAGCAUGGAAGUAG